UGGUUUCCUCUUCAUGAGUGGAGAAGGGAAAAGUUGUGAGGAAUAGUUGUGGAUUUUGGCGCUGCAGAAUUUGGAUAAGAUUUGUGGAAAAGGGGAGCGAGGAGUGUCACAUUACUUCUCUGAUCGACGCGUAAAACUGUGCGUAAAAAGACAAUAUUCUGCAUUUUAGUGGCAACAACCUCGUCUUCAUGGACUGGAAUUAAGUGCAACAUCUGCACGCAUCUGUUUAAGUCACCUUGUGUAAUCUAUUCGACGAAAACACCUCCAUCCAGUCUGACCUCCUGCGUUUUGUCGCGACACCGGACUGAGUUGUUACAGGUGGUUUUCACUGAGCGCUUCACUUUGGCGCCGUCUGGACCUUUAUUGUUCGGAUAAAUGAGCCACACAGGUCAUUCUAUACGGACUUGGGUCUGAAAUGAGGGCGCACUUUGCGUUCAUUUUUUGAUUUUUUUGUACAACAGUUUGCAAGAAAGGGGCGUAAAGCCACAAGGUCUGCUUAAAUGAUAAGCUCGGUGUGUGUUUCGUCUUACCGAGGGCGAAAGUCAGGCAACAAACCUCCGUCCAAAUCAUGUCUGAAGGAGGAGAUGUCCAGAGGGGAAGAGUCGGACAAAAUUAUCAUCAACGUGGGCGGCACUCGACAUGAAACCUACAAGAGCACCCUGAGGACCCUGCCGGGGACGCGCCUGGCGUGGCUGGCGGACCCGGACCCGCAGGUCAGCUCCGACUCGGACGCUGCGCCCCCGAGCGCCACAGAGUUCUUCUUCGACAGACACCCGGGCAUCUUCGCCUACGUGCUCAACUAUUACCGGACCGGCAAGCUGCACUGCCCGGCCGAUGUCUGCGGGCCGCUCUUCGAGGAGGAGCUGGCGUUUUGGGGGAUAGACGAGACCGACGUGGAGCCGUGCUGCUGGAUGACCUACCGGCAGCACCGGGACGCGGAGGAGGCCUUGGAGAUAUUUGAGCCGCCGGAGCCGGAGGACACCGACGACGACAGAGAGAUGCCGAGACGGUUCGGCAUCGAGGACUGUCCUGACAGGUCAAGGGGCUGCUGCGAAGUUUGGCAACCGAAGGUGUGGGCCCUGUUCGACGACCCCUACUCGUCUAAAGCGGCCAGGGGAGUUGCACUGGCCUCUCUCUUCUUCAUCCUGGUGUCCAUCACCACCUUCUGCCUGGAGACCCACGAAGCCUUCAACGAACUGCAAAGCUGGACAGAGCUGGUCGUCACGGACAACGUCACACGCGAGGUGGAGAGGACGGAGAUGGUGACCAAACCAAUCCUCACGCUGGUGGAGGGCAUCUGUGUCGUCUGGUUCACGUUUGAAUUCCUGGUGCGAAUCAUCUGCUGCGCGGACAAAAUCGUCUUCAUCAAGAACACCCUCAACAUCAUUGACUUUGUGGCCAUUCUGCCGUUCUACCUGGAGAUGGGCCUAAAAGGACUUUCAUCCAAAGCUGCCAGUGACGUGCUGGGCUUCCUCCGCGUGGUGAGGUUUGUUCGAAUCCUCCGGAUCUUCAAGUUGACCCGACACUUCGUUGGCCUUCGUGUUCUGGGUCACACGCUGAGGGCCAGUGUCAACGAAUUCCUCCUCCUCAUCAUCUUCUUGGCUUUGGGUGUUCUUAUCUUCGCCACCAUGAUUUACUACGCUGAGCGAAUCGGAGCCAAACCCGACGACCCCACUGGCUCCAACCACACACACUUCAAGAACAUCCCCAUCAGCUUCUGGUGGGCCGUGGUCACCAUGACGACGCUGGGCUACGGUGACAUGUAUCCGCAGACGUGGCUGGGAAUGAUGGUGGGGGCCUUGUGCGCGCUGGCCGGCGUGCUGACCAUCGCCAUGCCGGUUCCCGUCAUCGUCAAUAACUUUGGGAUGUACUAUUCGCUGGCGAUGGCCAAACAGAAGCUGCCAAAAAAGAAGAAGAAGCACAACCCGAACCCAGACGUUCCGACUGACUCGAUCUCGUUCGGGAAGUCCGAAACAAACUCACACAGAGACAGCACGCAGAGCGACACGUUUCCCCUGGCUGCUGAGGAGAGCAUCGGCAGGAACCGCUCAGACUCCAAACAGAACGGAGAUGCAAAUGUGGCCCUUUCAGAGGAGGAAGGCUGCAGCCUGACCCAGCCGCUGUCCCCCAGUGAAAAGUGGUCCUUGCGGUGCUCUAGAGGGCGAGACAAGAAUAAGAAAGAGGGCACCUGCUUCCUGCUAACCUCCGGAGACCCCAACGUCCACACUGAGAGCUGCAAAGACAUCCUCGCCGCCACUGGGAGCUACGCUCAGCCGGAGGUCACCACUCUGACCAGAUGCUGAUCGGCUGUGAAAAGGAGAAGGAGCACCAAGAGUUUCACGGCAGCAUUUCAUUUUUUUCCUUCCUGAACGAACUGCAGACCGGUUUCUUUUGAAAUCAGGAUGAGAUUUUCUUUUGUCGCCUCGUACAUCCAAAAAAACCCAAACCCUCUUGCAUAGCGGACUCAUCGUAUGUGUAUACUCAUUUACAUGUUCAAAGCAUUUCUGCAUGUAUUGCAUGAUCAAGGACUGUGUGACGUACUACUAAAAACUGGCUGCCGUUCUUAUCAUUUAGUGGACAUGUUGUCGAUUGUCUCAAAGGCCCUUAAGGCACCUUAUGUUAUGUUCAUUUAAUCACUCUUCUAUAAUAGAAAUUGUGGAUUUUUCUCCUUUUUUUAUUUUUUUUGAAGGGGCGGGGCUUAGUUUGGAACACAUGAUGUCACACACUUCAGUGCAUCAGUCAGGUUUUAGCAACAUGUGACUCAGAUCUUUGUUCCUAGUCAAUUAAAUCUAAUUGAACCACCUCUGCUCAGCGCUCAUGACGCAUAUAAGCAGAGUUGUGGGGUCUUAAACUCUCAAUAAAGAUGUCAACUUUGAGCAGAUGUGAAUGUUACAGAACAAGACUUCAGAUUUAGUCAGAGGUGAGUCAUCAUUUUUGCUCAUAAGAUUUGUUGUGAGAUUCUUGUCCUUUUUUUUUUUUUUUCUUUUUUGAACUCAAACACACAUCAUUUGGAUUAAUGUCUACAGUAAAUGCCCCCCGAAGCCACAAACUUGUGAAUAUGGGUUUAUACAGCAACUGUGAAAUAGGAUGAAAUAGAUGAAAACUUGAAUUCAUUGUUUCAUCAUCCGGUCUCUCUCUUUCGCCUUCUGUCGUGUCACUGCUUUUUAAAACACUGACCACGGGGGGAAAACGUACAGACAUUUUGUCGAGACACAGCGUGAUGUAAAUUCUGCUCAGGCAACGUUGUUUGUAAAUCCUUGUACAAUAAGAGAGUUUAACAAAAGAAGAAAGGAAAAAAAAAAUCAAUGGAGCAGUAUUGUCUGUCUUAUUACAUUAGCUGUAUACAACCGAUGCAUCAUUACUGGUUGAGUCAGGACCAAAUGUAGGCUCUAUUAGAUUACAUGGUGGAUUUUCAGUACGCGUUAGUAAAAAUACAUACAGUACAAUGCCAUCAGUUCCACUUGUGCCUCAUGUUGAGUAAUGGAGUUUAAAUGUGUGCAGUAAUGUAAUUGGAUUUGUUCCUCGACACUUCUGUUGGAGCGGAGGGAAGAAGCGGGAGGAGUGUGGUUUCUUUUUGCUCGUAGAAUAUAUUCCUCACGGUCUGCCAUAGUGGCCUUAUGUUGAAUAAACGAAGGGGAGGUUCAUUUUAACGUCAUUAGAACUAUUUCUGUAGAAGCACAGCUGUAUGUAUGUAGCACAGUACAAUAUCGUAGAUCCCUGAACUCCUUUUUUUUCUGUAUAUGACACGUGUAUGCACCCAGAAAUAGCUGUUAAUCGACUACGGAAGACUUUUAUUUUGAUAUUUCACCUUUAUAGCCUCAUUUCUUGUUUCCCCCUCGUUGUAUAUACUCAAAUGUGACGGACAAGCACACGGUAAAUCAGUUUAAUAUUCCCCCAUUAUGGAUUGUAUAGAUGGAUUUUAACUGUCAGAUGUUACGUGAGUGUGUGUGAGUGAGUGUGUGUGUGUGAUGUUGUAUCAUAUAGGCAUGUGUUUCUAUGCAGAAAGACGAAUAAAAUCCAUUUCUUCCCCUCCCCCUCUCCCCGGUGUUGAAGAUAAGUUGAUUCAAGUCAUUUAAGUACACUCUGCCUUUUAUCAUCAUUCACAGAUUGCAUUGUGGAAUCUGCAGGUUUUCUUUUUUUUUUCUUUGCAGCUACUGUACAGCUAUUUAUAAACCAACCAGCAGACUGCACUUGUGUAGUCUGCUGGUUCAAAGCGGUGCAACGGCAGUCGCAGCUGCUCCUCCUGCGCCUCCGUGAUUAUGUACCGAAGGUGUAGAUGACAUACAGAACACAUCUCCAUGGAGAUUUGGGAUGACAGGCAACACUAAUUACUGCUGAGCUGCCUCCAUCUCCCCGCUCCCUCUGUUUGUCACAUGCAACGACACACCGCUUUCACUCACAAUCUCCACAGACGCUCAGUCACCUCGGUGCAUCUUUUGCUUGAUGUUUAGGGAGAUCUUGUGCACUGUGGUGAUGAAGGGGAAAAAAACAGGGUGGGGUGGGGAUGCAAGGUGUCAUCACGUGUUCAUUCAAAAACACACUUUGUUUGAGCAGAGUUCAGACAAGAUGAAGAAGAUGCUUUUAUUCUGUGUUUCUGUAAUGUUUGAGUGAGGAUGCACGGAUAGAAACGUUCAGCUCAUCUCCCACAAAUUGGCAACUCAUAUAAUUCAUAAGCAUAACUUGAGAUGUUUACAGGUGUACUUCUGUGCAUGUGUCAAGAUCUCAAGAAUGAAUGUGACUGAAAUACAUCUUCAUGCAUUAAUCAUGUGUUUUGCAGCUGAAUUUUACUUAAACCUUCGUAAUAAAUGGCAUGUAUUUCCUCUGGAGGAAUCUAGUUUCACAUACAGUUUGGAAUUUUGUUCUCGAGGUUUUGAACAAUUACCUUCAAGCACUAAUAUUAUUAUUAAUGCUAAACUUAUUGUUUAAUGUACUGUUACAAAUGAGAGAUGACCUUUCUGUGGCUGUUUGUGCAUCAUGUAUGAUUGCUGUGUCUCUUGUUCAAAUUGUGUUGAAUCAAAAAGCACAAAAUAAAGUUCUUAAAAGUG
Stegastes partitus (bicolor damselfish) is the source of this 5045-nucleotide messenger RNA. It is a transcript of the gene kcnc4, whose product is annotated as potassium voltage-gated channel, Shaw-related subfamily, member 4. Gene Ontology annotation, molecular function: delayed rectifier potassium channel activity; protein binding. Lineage: Eukaryota; Metazoa; Chordata; Actinopteri; Pomacentridae. The record is from RefSeq and is a predicted model, not a curated record. Gene Ontology annotation, biological process: potassium ion transmembrane transport; protein homooligomerization; action potential. Bases 501 to 2303 code for a protein of 600 amino acids. Gene Ontology annotation, cellular component: postsynaptic membrane; presynaptic membrane; axon terminus. The transcript is spliced from 4 exons.